Hemiscyllium ocellatum (epaulette shark) is the source of this 2880-nucleotide messenger RNA. RefSeq names its product zinc finger protein 239-like. Gene Ontology annotation, biological process: regulation of cytokine production; regulation of immune system process; negative regulation of transcription by RNA polymerase II. The record is from RefSeq and is a predicted model, not a curated record. Lineage: Eukaryota; Metazoa; Chordata; Chondrichthyes; Orectolobiformes; Hemiscylliidae. The transcript is spliced from 4 exons. The coding region runs from base 16 to 1047 and encodes 343 amino acids.
UCAGCAGAGCCCGGGAUGGAGCGGGUGCCGGGCAGUAGCGGCGGCAGCGCCCCCAGUGGCGCGGAGGAGACCCCGCGGGCGGUCAGCCCCGCCAACUGCUUCAUCUGCUCCGAGUGCGGCAUGACCUUCGACCUGUACAGCCGGCUGGAGUCACACCUGGUGAUCCACCGCCCCCGCAACCGCGUUGACCGUCCCUCCCCGGGCGAGGGGCCCUUCCGGUGCCCGGUCUGCGGCCGGUCUUUCAGCCGCCCGGCCUCCCUUCGGCGCCACGCGGUGACCCACACUGGAGCCAAGCCAUACCGGUGCGGCGUGUGCGACCGUGAGUUCCGGCACAGCUCGUCCCUCGGCAUCCACAGGCUCUUCCACACGGCCGAGUGGAAACGCCGGGAAUACGAGGGGCAGUUGGUGACCAGCAGCCUGUCAGUGAGCCCCGGGGGGAGUGGGGAGUUGGGGCGCUGCAGCCUGGUACGAGUGUGGGGGGCAGCCGAUCCCCCGAAGCGGUUCACCUGCCCCGAGUGUGGCAAGGGCUUUGAGCAGAACUCCCGGCUGAAGCUGCACCAGCGGGUGCACACCGGCGAGCGGCCCCUCACCUGCGCCGACUGCGGCAAGGGCUUCAGCAACUCCUCCAACCUCCGCAAGCACCAGCGCACCCACACCGGGGAGAGACCCUUCCGCUGCCCGGUCUGCGGCAAGGAGUUCAGCCAGUCCUCCACCCUGGUGGCACACCGCCGCACCCACACCGGCGAGAGACCCUUCCGCUGCCCGGUCUGCUCCAUGGACUUCAACAAACAGUGCAAUCUCCGCAAGCACCAGCGCACCCACACCGGGGAGAGACCCUUCCGCUGCCCGGUCUGCGGCAAGGGCUUCAUCGACCCCUCCAGCCUCCGCAACCACAAGGGCACACACAUGGGCGAGAAACCCUACCAGUGCCCGGCCUGCCCCAAGGGCUUCAGCAACCCGUCCAGCCUCCGCAAGCACAGGAGGAUCCACGCCAGCGACACCGAGAGGGCAGCAGACGGGCUUCUGGUCACACAGCGGACAUCAUGAGGAACCUGGAUGGCGAGAAUUCAACAGACAUCUGGUUCAACACAAGUGGUGGCUGAGGGCCUGUUAUCUCAGAGGCUUAUACUUUGGGGACGUGUUCAAAUCCCACUGGAGGCUGUGGUGGAACUUCAAUUCGGGAUGGUGACCAUGCUGACCGUCAUUGGUUUGUGGUAAAUACACCCCCCCACCCCCAACUGGGGUAUCAGUAAUGGGGAAAGGAAAGGCGCCCAUCCUGGACUUGCACGUGACCCCAGUCCCUACGCAGCAAUGGGGCUGAUUUUUAACUGUCCUGUGGAAUGGCCUCGUGUGGGACAGUCGGUUCGAGGGUGAGUUGAGGAUGGGAGUAACAAAUGUGGGCCUCGCCAGCGAUGGCCGUGUGUCACAAACAGCAGUGUUGUUGUGAAAUCCCUUGACUGGUAUCGGUAUGGAGCCGGGCUCUGAAGGUGGGUCACAUCAGACUGACGGCAUUAACUCGGGCUCUGCCCCUGUUUACAGAAGCUGCCAGGACCUGCCAUGUUUACCCCGCACUCUGUCUGUUUUACAGGAUUUCUCCCUGGUGCCCUGAUCCCCUUCCAUGAUGACGAUAACCCAGUCAGCUGCUCAGCUUCCCCGUCCCUCUGUGUCCUUUCCAUCACACACACCAACCCCCAAAAUCAGCAACACACUCUCUGACCAGCCAGUGUACUGAGGGGUUUCCACUUAAACGGUUAGUCACAGGAUCCCUGCAAUGUGUCAGCAGCCCAUUGAGUCCACACCGAACCCCCUGAAGAGCAUCCCACUCUCUCCCUGUAACACUGCAUUUCCCAAUCCACCCUAACCUGCACACCCCUGGGCCCUAUGAGACAAUUUAGCAUGGCCAAUCCACCCUAACCUGCACAUCCCUGGACACUAUGGGACAAUUUAGCAUGGCCAAUUCCACCCUAACCUGCACAGCCCUGGGCACUAUGGGACAAUUUAGCAUGGCCAAUCCACCCUAACCUGCACAGCCCUGGGCAGUAUGGGACAAUUUAGCAUGGCCAAUUAACCCUAACCUGCACAUCCCUGGGCACUACGGGACAAUUUAGCAUGGCCAAUCCACCCUAACCUACACAUUCCUGGGCACUACAGGACAAUUUAGCAUGGAGUAAGUGAGGACUGCGGAUGCUGGAGAUCAGAGGUGAAAAAUGUGUUGCUAGAAAAGUGCAGCAGGUCAGGCAGCAUCCAUGGAGCAGGAGAGUCGACGUUUGCAUGGCCAAUCCAUCCAAUGGGCACACACUAUGGAUGGAAACUGGUGCACCCAGGGGAAACCUACACAGACAAGGGGGAGUGGGGAAUUGGGGGAUGGUGGAGGAGGCGGGAGAAUGUGUAAAGUCCACACAGUGGCCCCAAGGCUGGAAUCGAACCAGCGCCCUGGUGCUUUUGUCCACUUGUGAACCACUUGUUGACCCAUGUCACAAAAGCCAGCCCUGCCCUUUGCCCUGUGACGAGGAGCUGGUGUUAAAAGGGCGGUAUGUUCCCUGCCUGGUUAAUGUCACUGGGUCUCUCUGAUGGAGCUGUGAGCACUGCACAUGGAUUGUUGCAUCUCCUCCCCACCGUCACCUUGUAUAACCCAUGAACACAUUGGGGGUGGGGAACGUAUUGUCAGAAAUUUCCCCACCCACUAAAUGCAUCUUGAAAAGAAAUGGGGGGUAAUCUCUGGCCAAGAACUGUGAGAUUUUGUAGCUGAUAGAUUAAAAUUCACACCAAGUGAUCAUCUGUCUCUGUCCAUGUACUUCCUGUGUUUGAGGAGCUGUUGGGUGAUCUGUUUUGUGUAAACAACAUCCAAGUGUUAUUAAAGACACUCUGUUUAAAAUUGAA